UUCUUUAAGUUAACACUAGAAAAUGUGAAUUUCUGAACAUGGAUGCUGUUGGUCGCUCUGUUGUUGCAGCUACCCCUUCAGAUAAUAAGUGUCAAUGCACUGAACCCUUGUAGUGUGUGAAAGUGAAAGUCUGUAGAUAGCUUUACAUCCUGUCACGGUCAUUUUUAGCUUUGGGAAUCAAGUUUCCUUCCCCAUUGGAGCCUGCUUGCAGAGAGCGGAGUAAUGCCGUAGAUAUUGUUAACCCCUGAAGGUACUGAAACAAGAAUACUCCACUGAGGGGUCCAAUCGCACUUGUACCAGUGAUAGUGGGACUGCUUCAGGAGUCCAUUUCCACUGCCAAAAUGUGAGACUUAAUAUUCCUGUAUUUUGCAGGUCACACUUGUGUGUAAAUUAAGACUCUCUUACUGAAACAUGCGCUCAGAUUUGUCUUAAACAAGGUGGAAUGUUGCCUGCUGCCCUGUAUGGAGGUUCCAUCCUCUAUGUCCUGGUCAGGGUAUUUUGGUCUUGCUGUGUGGAGGUUCUAUCCUUUCUGUCCUGGUCAGGGUAUUUUGGUCUUGCUGUGCUGUGUGGAGGUUCUGUCCUCUCUGUCCUGGUCGGAGUAUUUUGGUCUGGUUGUAUUCACACUGUGCUGUGUUUGUGUUUCCAGCAGAAGGGCGGGGGGAGGCCGAAGGGGAAGCUGGGUGCCUCGGCGGCGGUCAAGCUGGCCGCAAACAGAGCCUCUGCGGGGGCGCGGCGAAGGAGGACACGAUGCCGCAAAUGCGAGGCCUGCCUGCGGACCGAGUGCGGGGAGUGCCACUUUUGCAAGGACAUGAAGAAAUUCGGGGGGCCAGGCAGGAUGAAGCAGUCCUGCAUCAUGAGGCAGUGCAUCGCGCCUGUGCUCCCCCACACUGCGGUGUGCCUGGUCUGUGGAGAGGCUGGCAAGGAGGACACUGUAGAGGACGAGGAGGACAAGUUCAACGUCAUGCUGAUGGAAUGUUCCAUUUGCAAUGAGAUCGUGCACCCUGGCUGCCUGAAGGUGAAGGACGCAGGCGGAGUGGUGAACGACGAGCUUCCCAACUGCUGGGAGUGUCCGAAGUGCAACCAUGCCGGGAAAACCGGGAAAGUCUACAAGCAAAAGAGAGGUCCAGGGUUUAAGUACGCCUCCAACCUGCCUGGAUCACUGCUGAAAGAGCAGAGAGUGAGCCGGGACACCAAGGAGGAGACGGAGGCUGCCGCUCCUGCCAAAAGGAAGGUGGAGUGCGAGGAGACUCCCAAACGCAAAGCCCAAGAGGAGCCAGCCAAGAAACGAGCGCCUGCAACGCCAGACGCCCUGCCCAGGAGGAAAACGGAUGAGGGGCCGCUGAGGAGGAAGAGGAGGCAGUUUGACAAGAGCACGGAGCCCAGCAUCAGGAAAAAGAGGAGAUCUUGGAAGACCCCAGACGACCGCGCGCUGAUCCCCAAACCUCUGCGGCAGAUCAAAACCGAGCCGGAGGAGGAGGAGGAGGAGGAUGAGGAGGAGGAGGAGGAGGAAGAAGAGCAGGGGGACGUGGAGAGGGAGGAGGAAGAUGAAGGCUGCGGGGAUGGAGGGGGGGAUCUCUCUGAUCGCACCCUGAAGACGAGAGAGAGCGACCAGUCCCGCUCCAGCUCUCCGCAGGCUGGGCCCAGCAGUGAGGGAGGCAACGAGCCCCAUGAGAAGGGCAGGCUCCGGGCGCGGCGGAAACGCAGGCUGGCCAACAAGGAACUGAGCAAAGAGCUGAGCAAGGAGCUCAACCUGGAGAUCCAGAAGACGGAGGACUGCCUGGCCCACGAGAACUGCCAGGCACUAAAAUCAGAGCCGGAUAGCGAGAACGAAGAGCCCAGGAGGAAUAACGGUGCCAGCAGCAGGAGCGAGCGGCUGCACAGGAGUGCACGGGAGAACGGGAACACGAGGGAGCUGAGGAACCAUCCCCGACUCCAGCAGCUCUCCCCCCCCAGCACUCCCGUGUCUCCCCGCCCCCCCUCCUCUCACUCCCCCCCGAAGUGCAUGCAGAUGGAGCGUCAUGUGAUCCGGCCGCCGCCCAUCAGCCCUCCUCCUGACUCCCUGCCUCUGGAAGACGGGGCGGUGCAUGUGAUGCGCAGGGAGGUGUGGAUGGGCGUGUUCGGGUACCUGUCCCACAAGGAGCUGUGUGUCUGCAUGAGAGUCUGCAAGACCUGGAAUCGAUGGUGUUGUGAUAAGAGGUUCUGGACAAAAAUCAAUCUGAACCGGUGCAAAUCAAUCACUCCUCUGAUGCUCAGCGGCAUCAUCAGGAGGCAGCCUGUGACCCUGGACCUCAGCUGGACGAAUAUAUCAAAAAAACAAUUAAGCUGGCUCAUUAAUAGAUUACCAGGUCUGCGGGUGCUACUGUUAUCAGGGUGCUCCUGGGUGGCAGUGUCAGCACUCUGCACGUCUAACUGCCCCUUGCUGCGGACCUUGGACGUCCAGUGGGUCGAAGGGUUAAAAGACACUCAGAUGAGAGACCUGCUCUCUCCCCCAACUGACAACAGACCAGGUCAAAUAGACAAUCGGAGUAAACUGAGGAAUGUUGUAGACUUGCGUCUGGCGGGAUUGGAUAUUACGGACGCUUCACUUCGUCUUAUAAUCAGACACAUGCCUUUACUUUCCAAACUGGAUCUCAGUUACUGUAACCACAUAACUGACCAGUCUAUUAACAUUCUAACUGCAGUGGGCACCACCACUCGGGAUUCCCUAACAGAGAUUAAUCUGUCAGUUUGCAAUAGGGUUACUGACCAGUGCCUGACCUACUUCAAACGCUGUGGAAACAUCUGUCACAUUGACUUGCGGUACUGCAAACAAGUGUGCAAGGAAGGCUGUGAACAGUUCAUAGCAGAGAUGUCUGUAAGCGUACAGUUUGGACUGGUAGAGGAAAAACUACUGCAAAAACUGAGCUAGUUAGUAAUGGACAUUUUAUAGAUUAUAAAAACAAAACUGGAAUCAUUUCAGAUGGUGCAGCAGCACAUGCAAGCUCUGAAAUUCAGUUACGUUUUAAACUUCUCUGGAUUAUUCACGUAUUGAGCGAGACUUUUUUAAAAAAAAAAAAAAAAAAAAAAAAAAAAAAACUAAACUAAACAAAAAAACCCCAAGUGUUUUAGUUGCAACUGAAGAUUCAAGAUCAGAGUUCAUACUAGUCUACAUUGUGGAUAUUAAACACGUUUAAGGAAAUGGAUUCAUACCGUUGUACUGUCCAAGUUUCAGAUGGGCUUUACAGAUUGUACAGACACUGGGCAAAACUUGGCUUUGUGGAGUGAAUGUCAAUAAAAGCAUGUGUUUUGUACUGUUAAGAUUUAAUCUUUUUAAGUUGUUUAAAAUAUAUAUAUAUAAUCUCUCAAUGUGUCUAAACAAAAAAGGACCACAUAGUGCAGUCAUUUUUUUACCUUGUUUUAUUAAUGUUUUGUUAUAAUAUAAACCUCAUGCAGAAAUAUUUUUGUAUUAAAAAAAAA
Polyodon spathula (Mississippi paddlefish) is the source of this 3456-nucleotide messenger RNA. RefSeq names its product lysine-specific demethylase 2B-like. The transcript has 9 exons. Lineage: Eukaryota; Metazoa; Chordata; Actinopteri; Acipenseriformes; Polyodontidae. Bases 443 to 2908 code for a protein of 821 amino acids. The record is from RefSeq and is a predicted model, not a curated record. Gene Ontology annotation, biological process: regulation of transcription by RNA polymerase II; protein demethylation. Gene Ontology annotation, molecular function: zinc ion binding; protein binding; transcription coregulator activity.